This is a messenger RNA of Aspergillus affinis, 1542 nucleotides long. RefSeq lists its product as uncharacterized. The coding region runs from base 1 to 1542 and encodes 513 amino acids. Gene Ontology annotation, molecular function: acetyltransferase activity. The record is from RefSeq and is a predicted model, not a curated record. NCBI's taxonomy places the organism in Eukaryota, Fungi, Ascomycota, Eurotiomycetes, Eurotiales, Aspergillaceae. The transcript has a single exon. Gene Ontology annotation, biological process: mycotoxin biosynthetic process.
AUGACAAUUCCAAACUAUGAAAACCUCCACUGGCGUGAGACCAGCCCCGGUCGAUGGGAGCGCGACAUAGACGAGGCCGAACAGUUCUAUACUACCAUGGCCAGAGUCUACGAAGGAAGCGGUCGCGUAUUUUUCGCCAUGACAGGCCACAUUUCACUGUCUGUCCCCGUCCAGAAAGAUUCAUCUCAUCGCGAAACUCUAGACCGGGUCUACGGUGCACUUCGACGAGCAUGGCUGCAACUGCGAUAUGAUCAUCCGACCAUCGCGUCCUGGACCGAAUUCAACUCUGUCAGUCAGAAAUGCAAGAAAGUCUAUCAGGAAUUCGGCUCAGAUCUCACGAAAGAUGUCUGGCUGGAUCACACGGUGCAGGUAGUCUCAACUGGAGUGACGGGGCAGGAGUGGUGUAAUCAAGACCCUCCAGUUCCGAAAUUGCCUACUAUCAUUAUGGUCAUUCCAUCUGUCAAGCCAAGCCAAGAGAACGGUUUCUUCCAUUGCGAUCUGGUUCUCCGAUGUCAUCAUGACGUUAUCGAUGGGAUUGGAACGCUUCACUUGCUGGAUAAUCUGAUCAAGAAUGCGUCGGGCGCAUAUGACCGGCUUUCGACGCCCAGUAACCUGGCAUUUGGCAAUGAGUCGAAGAACUUGAGUCCCCCACUGCGUGUGGCUGCUUCUAUUCCAACAACUCUGUCAUCCGAACAGCAGGCGCAAUUCGACAAACUUGCGGCGUAUAAUGCCUCGCUUCGGUCCGGUGUCGAGAUAGCUGCAUUGCCAUUUACACGCGGCGCACAAACACCUGGAAAGCAUCAGCGUGUGGCUUUGACGCUAUCAAGGGACCACACGCAGAAGAUUCUGACCGCGUGUAAGAAGAUGGGGUCUAGCGUUACUCAUGCAUACCAUGCGGGGAUUGCGAUAAUUGUUCGCGAUUUGCAAGCGCGAUCCGCAGAAGAAAGAACCGUGCGGUAUUUCAAUUACUGUCUUAUCAACGAGCGCAGCCAUUGCAACCCGCCAUACAACACGCCAAGUCACGCGGCGUCGGUCUAUCACUCCGUCUCCGGUCGCAGCUUGAUUGUGGACAUGACAGUUCCCGCGAUUGGCGAUAAAACUGAGGCCGCUUCAGAAUCUGCAGAGACAUCUGAGUUCAAGCGUGUGGCAUCUGAAAUCAAACAGCACUAUCUGGAAAUCUGCGACGACACUGGUCAUAUCCCGAAAGUUCCUCAUUACUGGGCAAAGGGCACUCCGCCAUAUCCGGAGCCGGAUGAAUAUCCAGUACCUCCAGUCCCUGGGCCAAAUGAAUCACCUUCAGUGUCAAUCUCAAGCAUGGGAGUCAUUGAUAAUAUCAUUGCUCUAACUCGGGGUGUGUUUCAGCUAAGCGAUCCGUGGGUCACGGGAGAAGAGCUAGGAACUGGACUUGGCGUUUUUUUGGGCACUUUUAGAGGCCGAUUGGCGUUGAGUGCGGCAUACAAUGAUGCGUGGCAUAAUAAAGAAGAGGCUGUGGAUUUCUUGACUCAAUGCAACGAGGUUGUUUGUAGGGGUCUAGGAUUGUGA